UUGCCGCGCGCCUAUCAGGCAGUCGACAAGCAGUCACCUGCUGGUUCGGAAGGUCUGGCCAUACCAACCAUGACAGUGCUGCAACAGCAUUGCGGCUUUUGGGACAGGGAUAACGAUGGCCGUAUCUACCCGCUCGACACAUACAGAGGCUGUCGAGAGCUGGGCAUGUCAGUGCUGCUGAGCUUGGGAUUCACAUGGCUGCUGCACUUCACGCUGCUGGUGCCGUACAUGACGCAAGAUAGCUGGAUCUUGCAUCCUUACCUUUGCAUCUACCUGAAGAACAUCCACCGCAUCAAACACGCCAGCGACUCGGGAGUCUUUGACGAGGAGGGCCGCAUGUAUCCCGGGAAGCUGGAGCAAAUCUGGAGCAUUCUGGGCGCAGAGGAGCUCCGCAGCUACGGCGACGUCAAGCGGCUUGUGUGGGCCAAUAAGGACGUCGGCGAUCCCAUUGGCUGGAUGGCCUCCACUAUUUCCUGGUCCCUGCUGUGGUGGGUAGCACGCGACGAAAGCGGCGUGGUGAGUCGCGAAGCGCUGCGCUCAUGUUAUGAUGGAACCCUCUUCUAUCACAUUGCUGAGAAGCGUCGUGCCCGGGCGCUGUCGUCCAAGUACGAAUGA
Messenger RNA from Volvox carteri f. nagariensis, 615 nucleotides. RefSeq lists its product as uncharacterized. Gene Ontology annotation, molecular function: monooxygenase activity; calcium ion binding. Lineage: Eukaryota; Viridiplantae; Chlorophyta; Chlorophyceae; Chlamydomonadales; Volvocaceae. The record is from RefSeq and is a predicted model, not a curated record. The transcript is spliced from 6 exons. The annotation marks the transcript as partial.